AUGCCUGCAACAGGGAUUCUCAGUAACAAACAUUCUCAAGAAGAAGUUGAGGUUCAAAACCUUUCUACAGAUAGUGUCCACGACUCUGCUGGGUCUUUACCGGCACAUGAAAAUAACAAAACUGAAAUGUCCAGGACUUCAGAAGGUUCAGACCUUGCAGCAGCUGCCAUCCAGAGUUCAUCUUUGGAUGUCGGUCCAGAACUAAGUUCUAGUAUUCCAGUGACAUUCUCUAAAAUCAACAAGGGUUUUCAGAACACCUUUUCUGCUGUGACUUCUACAUCUUGUGGAGAUGCAAAUGAUGAGACAAAGUUUGAUGUUUGUACUAGUGCGGCUGUAGAAGACUCUCAUGAUUCCACACAAGUUCCCCUGACCGUGUCCAGCUUUGAGAACGAAGCUGAAGUAGAGAAUGAACAGGCUGUUUCCACAGAUGCAGCUGCUGAUGGCACUCAGCUUGUGCAGAACACUGAAUGUGAUGUUGAUAUGGAGUCAGCGUUUAAGCCUGAUCUGGCAGCUCAGGGAGACUGUACAGAAUCUGCUGCCAGUGAUUGCGUUUACUUCAUUCAGACAACAGAUGCUUCUGGGCAGGUGGUCACAUCAGUGAUAGACCCCAACGAUAUUUCCUUAUAUGCCGAUUCUGUGAUAUAUAAACAGUGGUUAAACGCAGACGGGGAGAUUGAAACCACAGUGGUACACGCUGGUAGCAUGGAAGCCACACAGAAUCACACCCAGGGUGAGACUGAUACCCAGCAGCAAGAUGAGCAGCAGAUAAUCUACACUCAUGAUGUCAGCGGGCAGUUGAUUCAGUUAGACCCUGACCAGUACACAAAUGACAUGCCCCCGCCUGGCAAACAGUUUGUAUACAUGCAGGACACCAGUGGACGCAUCAUUCGUACUGUCGUGGAUGCCAGCCAGAAUAUGGUGCCUGGUCAGCAAGUUUACUACACACAGAGCGACGAUGGACAAAUUAUAACAUCUUUGAUGGACUCCUCUACUGCAGCUGCUGGAAGUGAUGGGGAACCGCAAGUGAUGGACAUCGCUGAACAUCAGACCAUGAGUGAUGAGGGUGUCAGUGAGCUUCCGCCGGUGAAUAAUGUGAACAGUACCGACCAACAGCUGAAGGGGGAUGAUGCAGUUGUCACUGACGAGGAACUCAUUGAUGUGGGAACCAGUGACCAUCAGCAGAGUCAUGCGGACAUUGCCAGCCAGCAGAAGUCUGGUGUGGAUACAAAGACGCAGGUUAUAGACAGGGGCGCCAGAUUCAGCAUCGACAACACCAUGAGUGGCUUGAGCAUGUUGGCAGAGCUGUCACACCUGACCUCUGGACAAGUUGUGACCCCAGCAACGGCUGAGGAACUGAAGCUACCACCUGUCAUGGACAGCUGUAGCUCUAUAGAUAUGGAUGGGUUUAGGCCAGUGGCCAAGAUGACCGAGCAGGCUCCUUCCUGCAGGGAAGGACUGGAGUCUGUGAGUUCGGACAUCGCAGAACUGAAAGUCACCGAGGCAGAUUCUGAUAGUCUUGACCAUGGUUCUUUGUCGCAGACAGACAGCGCUGGUCACAGCGAGUCACUGCUGGCCAGAAUUGUAUCCCAGAUAAGUCGGGUCUCACCUAGUUUCUGCAGGGACAACCUGUUCGUGCAGUGGCAGAACCUAGACGCCAUGUGUUGGAUGGACGUCGUCCUCAUCAUGCUAGUCCACUCGCCAUCACUGCGACCACUCUGUGACCUGGACUCAGGCCAUGAGCUGGCUUCAACUUUAUUAGUGACUCUUUUAAAGGCAAAUCGACAAGCGCAGAUUUUGCUGCAGAACCUUCUCAAGAAGCACAGUGGAGCUGUCCUCGGGGAUCUAAACUCUGCUGCCCCAGUUCAGGACCCAAAGACCUCUAAGUUAGUGUGUAAAGAGAACAUGGACGAGAUUGGGAAGGCCAUCAACGUACUUUAUGGCAUGAGAGAGAAGAUCUGGCAGGCGCUACAGCCAAGACUGCGAUGUGAGCGAGGCAAACACAACAGUCCUGUUGCUGGUGCUGCCACUACUGGUGCGAGAGAACCCGACGGUCAAGCAGAUGUUCACCAUGCGUUACAGAUACGUCUUUAA
This is a messenger RNA of Candidula unifasciata, 2091 nucleotides long. Lineage: Eukaryota; Metazoa; Mollusca; Gastropoda; Stylommatophora; Geomitridae. The record is from the annotation of a GenBank genome assembly.